AAAGCGUUCGCUGCUAUAGAACGGUGAGCCAUAUAGCGGACGAGACAACAAAUUCAGUUCAGUCUCUUGUGAGAAUCCAACGGACAAUAAAGUGUGUUUUUUAGGACUUUUAGUAGUUUCGCACACAACUGCUAUAUACAUUUCGCAUUUAACGAAUGGUGUAUUAAGAGCACAAUUUUUCAGUUCAUUUAAACAAAAAAGAAACAAGUUUAAGACAAGUAAAAACAGUGUGAAUGCACGCAUGAUUAUAAAAAGAUAUACAUAUUUACGCCUAUGAACAUAUAAAAAUAUAGAGGWGGCAUAUAUGUAUAUGCAUAUAAUUUUUACAGAAGUCAACAAACGCCCUCGACAAGCACAUUGGUUAAGAAGAAAAAAGUGUACAAAUAGUUGUAGUUCACCAAUUUAUGYCUGCAUCCACGGAAGUGACCGCAACUACGAAUCCAACUUUGGUUAGCGUUUGACUUCGAGAAAUAAAUACGCACAAUUUCUACGAACAUAGCAAAAAUUGUUUGUCUGUACCCAAAUCUAUACAAAAACAACUACGAAAARCACAACGAAUUCGGAGAAGUGUCCGCAAGACUAUUCGAACCAACAUAACUCGUUUAAAUCAACAUCAAGUCUAAAAGCCGASUGCACGAAGCGUACAUUAUAGUAAAACAUUAACAUGGAUGUAUGGGGUGUUUUUGUUGGCGAUUCGACUAUGUCGUACGGUGGGUCAGUACGCGGCACCUACUACCGCGACUAUGAGCAGUUCCCCUAUGGUUCGUUGGAACAUGGCUCGAGUCCACCAUCUAAGGAUUCCUACAGCAAGGUUCAAGAAAAAUGCAGGCAAGUGAAAUCGGUAAAGGGGCAAAAGAAAGAGUGCCCAUUCUGCAAGGAACAAAAAAAGCGGCCACUCACUAAUUACAUGCGUAAACGCGAGUCUCGCAAGCAUCACGAUAGCAUUUGCGAGGAACACGAGGAAGAGAAUGAGGAAGAGGCUGGGGAAGAGGAGGAGUUGCAGGCGGUGACCAUAAAGGAGGCGGCAAAUUCGUUAUUGCAACAAUACGCAAACACACAAAAGUCAAACAUCGACAGUUUGAACCAAAGCGCAAAAUAAUUAAAUGUUCCGGAUAUUUACGACGUGGUACAAUAGACCUUUUUCUUUAAAGGACAUGGAAAAAAGAGAUUUUUCUAUAAAUGCAUUUCAACGCGUGUAUGUAUGUAUAUGUGUUUGUAUUUAGAAGCUUCUAUAGCACAACAACAAUGACACUACCAUUUUCCGUAUUUUCUAUACAUACAUAUACAUAUGUACAAGAAUGAAAAUUAAACAAGGAAUAAUCACAAUAAUGUUAAAGUGGUAAAAUAAUUAUUAUAUAUUAAUAUUCAUUACCUUACGUUCGAGUACGUGUAACAGCAACAAAAACAAGUAACACAUAGAUGUAUGCAUUUCCUUUUACAAUCGUAUGUUUUUUGCAUAUUUGCAUCCUACUGAGAAAAAGCUGGUUUUUUUAUAUUUACUAUAUAAUAUAUAUUAUUAUUAUAUGAAUACGAGAAUAUAAUAAACAUUAAUAAUUGUAGGAGAGAGACUGAAUCAGGCAAGUUAAUGUUUUCAAUAUAAGCGAAAUAACUUAUAAUUUUUAUUACUAAAACCUUCCACAUCAAGAUUGUUUACCAUAAAAAAAAAUUAAAUAAAAAAUUUGAAAAUAAUAAAAAAACGUCAAUUUACAAAGAAAAAAAAAAUGCAUAGACGCAAUAUAUUUUGGAGAGACGUUAGAUCUGUCUAUAUUAGACAACACAUGUAAAAAAGUACAUGAUAUAUUAUGUGCAUACAUAUGUCAACUGUAUUGAUAUGGCUUCUUGUUAUUGAUUAUGUUUGUGUACAAUUUGUAGCUUUGAUAGUUAACAUAUUGAAAGAAUGCGAUAACUAGAAUGUAAAUGUUUUAUCUGUAAGUUGAUUAUGUAAUUAUAUAGCAUGAACAAAUCAAAUACGAAUAAUAAUAAUAUUAAUUGAAUAAGAUAAAACUGGUA
Messenger RNA from Bactrocera latifrons, 2010 nucleotides. RefSeq lists its product as uncharacterized. The transcript has 2 exons. The record is from RefSeq and is a predicted model, not a curated record. NCBI's taxonomy places the organism in Eukaryota, Metazoa, Arthropoda, Insecta, Diptera, Tephritidae. Bases 665 to 1099 code for a protein of 144 amino acids.